Messenger RNA from Puccinia triticina, 528 nucleotides. RefSeq lists its product as uncharacterized. Bases 1 to 528 code for a protein of 175 amino acids. Gene Ontology annotation, molecular function: calcium-dependent protein serine/threonine phosphatase regulator activity; calcium ion binding. Lineage: Eukaryota; Fungi; Basidiomycota; Pucciniomycetes; Pucciniales; Pucciniaceae. The record is from RefSeq and is a predicted model, not a curated record. The transcript has 7 exons.
AUGGGUCAAACAGGAUCUCAGCUGCUUCAAGAGAUCGAAAAGUCUUCAAACUUUACGGGGGACGAGAUCCAGAGGUUGAAGAAACGGUUCAUGAAGCUCGAUCGGGACCAAUCGGGCUCGAUCGAUAAGGAUGAAUUCUUACAGAUCCCGGCGAUUGCGAAUAACCCAUUAGCCUCAAGGAUGAUCGCGAUCUUUGAUGAAGACGGUGGUGGAACGGUAGAUUUCCAGGAAUUUGUCGAUGGGUUAUCCGCAUUCAGUAGCAGAGGAGAUCGCGAGCAGAAACUGAAAUUCGCGUUCAAAGUGUACGAUAUGGACCGAGAUGGGUUUAUUUCGAAUGGAGAAUUGUUCCUGGUUCUGAAGAUGAUGGUGGGGAAUAACCUGAAAGAUCAACAACUCCAACAGAUUGUUGACAAGACAAUCAUGGAAGCUGACACAGAUUGUGAUGGCAAGCUGUCGUUUGAAGAGUUUAAGCAGGUUGUCGCCAAUACAGAUAUUGCCAAACAGAUGACACUCGAGGCCCUGUUCUAG